CACACACACUUGUUUGUCUCCAGUCUGUUCUCAUCUCCAAACACUGUGUCUGUCUGUGUGUGUGUGUUUGUGUGUAAAUCACAAGUUUGGACUAAAAGGGGACUGGAUUGCAUUGCACUUGUCUUGUCACCAGCCCGUUCUGUGGCAGUACGGGUAGCCACAGGGUCUCUGACUGUCACAUUGGUGGAGGAGGGGGCUCAGCUGUCUGAUGGCACAGAGUUACACACCCCAGUGAGGUCAGGUGGGCCUGCAGGUCAUGGGGUCAUUUCCGCUGGGGAAAGCGGCACCGCUGGAGAUGCUGAUAGACGCGUGCAUCCAGGCUUUUGAUGAUGAUGGAGAACUUCGAGGGAAUCAACUUCCUCGGACGCUCCUCCUCAUGCAUCGCUGGUACGUCUCCUCCACAGAGCUAGCGGGAAAGCUCCUACUGAUGUAUCGUGACUGUGCUGGAGAGGACAGUGAGCCUACACGGCUGAAGAUCUGUUAUUUAAUGAGGUACUGGAUAGUUGAGUUCCCUGCAGAGUUUGAUCUGGAUCUUGGUCUGAUUCGACUGACUGAAGAGUUCAGAGAUGCAGCAGCACAGCUGGGCUGUGACACACACCUCAAACUACUGGACAUAUCCACCAUUCCUUCUUAUGACUGGAUGCGGAAGCUGACUCAGCGUAAGAAGCAGGUGAAGAAAGGCAAAGCCUCACUACUGUUCGACCACCUGGAGCCCAUCGAGCUGGCCGAACACCUCACAUUCCUGGAGUACAAGUCCAUCCGGAGGAUAUCGUUCACAGAUUAUCAGAACUAUGUGGUGCAUGGCUGUGUGGUGGACAACCCCACGUUAAGAGCCUCCAUCACUCUGUUUAAUGGGGUGUCCCAGUGGGUACAGCUGAUGGUCCUCAGCAAACUUACCCCACAGCACAGAGCUGAUGUCAUCAGCAAGUUCAUCCACGUGGCCCAGAAACUCUUACACCUGCAGAACUUCAACACGCUGAUGGCUGUGGUUGGUGGUCUCAGUCACAGCUCUAUCUCUCGGCUGAAGGAAACACACUCUCACCUCAGCCCCGAUGUCACCAAGAUCUGGAGCGAGAUGACUGAGCUGGUGGCAUCCAACGGUAACUACAGCGCGUAUCGCAAGGCCUAUGGCGAGUGCGAGGGCUUAAAGAUCCCCAUCCUGGGCGUGCACCUGAAGGACCUGAUCGCUGUGCAUGUAGUCUUUCCCGACCGGGUGGAGGACAGUAAGCUCAACAUUGCCAAGAUGCAGCAACUCUACCUGACCUUCAGCGAGCUGGUGGCACUACAGAGCACAGCCACCCAGGGAGAGCCCAACAUGGACCUCAUCCACCUGCUCACGCUUUCCCUGGAUCUCUACUACACUGAGGAUGAGAUUUAUGAACUGUCUCUGCUUCGAGAACCACGCAACCCCAAGUCUCUGCCCACAUCACCAACGACCCCCAAUAAGACACAGGUUCCCCUCGACUGGGCGUCAGGUGUCAACACCAAGCCGGACCCCUCUGUUGUCAACAGACACAUCAGGAAAGUGGUAGAUUCUGUGUUUCGUAACUACGAUCACGAUCACGAUGACUACAUUUCCCAGGAAGACUUUGAGAGCAUAGCAGCAAACUUUCCUUUCCUGGACUCCUUCUGCGUCCUAGAUAAAGACCAGGAUGGUCUGAUCAGUAAGGACGAGAUGAUGGCGUACUUCCUCCGCGCCAACCCAGUGCUGCAGUGUAAAAUGGGCCCCGGCUUCAUCCAUAACUUUCAGGAGAUGACCUACCUGAAGCCUACCUUCUGUGAGCACUGCGCCGGAUUUCUCUGGGGGAUUAUCAAACAAGGCUACAAGUGCAAAGACUGUGGUGUGAACUGCCAUAAACAGUGCCGGGAGCUGCUGGUGCUUGCGUGCCGUCGCCUGCCACGCUGCACCUCCCUGGGGAGCGUGUCGCCUGGAGCCCUCACCCACAGCUCGCUACCCAGCAGCCCCACGCUGCCUGCCUGCAAAGAUGAAGAUGAGGUGUUUGAGUUCCCCUCCAUGUCCUCAGCGGGUGCUGGGCCGAACCUGGAGGGCAAGUCCAUCACGCUGGUGACGGGCUCAGCCCAGCGCAUCUCUGUGCGUCUGCAGCGGGCCACCACGAGCCAGGCCACGCAGACAGAACCUCUGUGGCCCGAGCAUGGAUGGGCCCAGGCAGCCAAUGCCGGAUCACACACCUUCCCCAAGAUGAGGUGCCGACCGCACCGCAAGCCCUCCAAGAGUAAAGGCUUUGCAUGCUGGGAGAACGACAUGCAGGGGGCACCAGUGAGCAGCCAGGGACGGAGGGACUCACAGGACCAGACUGAGGACACAGAGAGGAAUGGACCUCAGCCACGGGAUCCCCACAGCACAGACGUCUCCGAGGUGAAAGACCAGGGUCAUUUGAACCUGAUCAGCUGACUUGACAGCGCAGACGUGAGCAGGCCCCUGUGGAGACUCCCUGUGCUGCGACCCCGAAGACUGUCCUCACUGGGGGACAUGCUGCUUUGUGUCAGGCCCCUGACUGACCAGGAAUAGCCCCCCCACCACCUGUACCUGAGCAGUGACAGAGGUGGGAGCAGGGGAACGGAGGACUGGGGUAGGAGUCACAGGGAUGGGGGCAGUCUGUGAGAAUGCAGGACUGCGCUGGGGCUCUUUGGUGCCAGUCUGGAUCACAAAGAUGCUUUUGGACUGGACACUGUAAGUGAGAAGCCACUUAGUUCACAUGAACACUGCAGUUUAAGGAAAGUGGGGGUUUUUGUUUGUUUUAAGGAAAUUUCUUUUGGGGGUUAUUGACCUGAAAUCUCGGAGUAGUUCAGUUACUGCAUGCAUCUCUAUUCUCCAGUCUGCUUCAGUUACUGUAGUACAAGCUUAUGAUUGAGACGAAUCCCAUCUUGGCUUGUGAGGUCAUGUGAACAGAGGGAUAACUGGAAUGAGCUAUACACACAAUGUUACUUACAUUUAAAACACACUACAUAGAACUAAAGUUAUUCAUAUUUAUUGGUUGGCUUACAUGUUUUAGUUAAGCUUUGGGGGAUUUUGAAAUGUUUGCAUGUCUUUUAUGGGACAGUGAAUAGUUAUAAAUAGGUGACAUUCACAAGGCUAUAAUGUUAAUAUAUAAUAUAUAAUGUUAAUAUAUGAGCCUGUAAUAUAAGGCUAUAAUAUAAUGUUAUAAUAGUUUGUAAAGAUGUUUUGGAUGCACUGAAGAGGUUUUGUGGUUUGGAAUUUUCACAGUAUGAUAAUCUAAUGUAAACAUUUUAAUAGUAGAUAGUAGAGAAAAGUAACAAAUCAUUACAAAAAUGAAAUCAUUACAAAAAGCCUGGGGUUAUUGUUUAUAGUCGAAACAUGAAAAAAUGUUUUGCAUGGACUUAAAAGAACAUAGCCAGUAUAGUACUUAUGACACAAAUAUCAGCUUUUAAGUAUUUACAAUAUUGUAUUUUUGAUAACAUAUUUUUAAGAACUUUAUCAUAAAUUUGAAUACAUUGUCAAUAUUUAUUAUAUUGUCAUUAAAAGCUGAAACACAGUGACUGAGGAAAGGGACAUGGGCCAAGAAAAUAGAAUAGAAAACUCUGUUAAGACAAAACUCUGUUAAGACAAAACUAGAUCACUGAUUGGUCUAGUUAUGGUCAGUACUGCGGUAUUCUUCGGUGCAUUAAUGAUAAAGUUACAGACGUGCUAGAUGAAGGAGACGAGGGAGCAGUGAAGCGUGGCUCACUCAGCUUUCCACACAGUCCACACCCUUAGGACUCAAAAGGGAUGAGAACUGCUGAUAUAAGGAAAACAAAACAAAAAAGUAGAUGUAAUAGAUUGAAAUGUGUUUUAAAAUGGUAUUUUGAAAAAGUCAAUGGUGAGAUCGCCAUCCAAUCAUACGUGACUCACAGUGAAACCGUGACACCGUAACCACCCUAGUGCACAGAUAAAUAUGGGAUGAGUAGCAAUUGUGCAGAAAGGCAUGUUGUGUCAAGGGUGGUAAUACACUUACGGUGCCAUUGUAGAGAAAUGGAUAACACUACUCAUCUUUGAGCAGUAUCUCAUUAUGGACUUGAGGAGAAGGUAUGUAGCUCAGAUCAGUGCCACAGAGAGUAGAAAUCAUCGAGAUCCUGUUAAGAAAGUAACAAUAAAGAUCAGAUAAACAAUUGUCCCAUUAUAAAAUAAGGUAUUACCAAGGACAACAUUUACGUUUAUGUGAUGUUAUGUAAUGUAAUGUUUCUUUGUUUUAUUGUUACAAUAAUAACACAUCAGUACUGCUGUUCAUGUGCAUGUCUGCAGCAGGACUUCAAAUCAGCAUGUUUUGUUCAUGUUUUAUUCAUAUUUUAUUCAUGUGCUUCAGAACAGACUGAUCAAGGCACCUGACUUAUCAGAGCUCUCCAGAGGUGAUCUUCAACUUAUAUAUAACAACCAUAUAUAUUAUGGUUAUAUCAACCAUAUGAUAUAUCAACCAUAAGAUUAUGGUUACCAAGCAGGUUUGGAGGAACGUUUUGCACUAUAUGUGUGAAAUACAAAGACAGAGACACAGACAGAGAGAGAAAUGGACAGAGUGUCUGCUCUCAUCUUUCCUUGUCAGCUGUUCUAUUGCUGGCCAGUGGUUUGUCUGGCUACUGUUGCCUGGUGCUAGAGGAUGGAAUAGGAAAUUUGGUCAGUCGCCAAGGAAAUACAGAGUUUCAGAGCUUUCGUGUCCAGAUCAGUUACAUGUUGAGGUGAACCCUGGGUAAGGCAGACAUACAGACAGGGCAACACAUGCACAAACAGGGAUGCAGACACAGACAGAAGUUUUCUCUAUGAGGAAGUAGGUCAUAUUGAUUACAUCCAAGGCAUGAUAACAGUCAAUAACUGUGACAGUGAUAGUGGUGACAUUCAGGUCACUAAGACGACUGGGGUUAUUUUCUGUCUGACUGAUUGGGACCUUUGACUUCAUUCUACUGCUGUGAUGUUGCACUGUCAGUAAUGCUAUCAUGCUAAAGCCCAGCUAGAAUGGAAGGAAGACUAUAAACAAAGAGGUUUUUUAAAGUGCAUAUUAAAGUGUUGAGUGACUCCAUGAAGAGGUGAGUCUUCAAUCUUUGAAGACAGAAGUGUCUCAGAAGCGUCUCAGCCAGAGGAAGUUCAGUCCACCAUGUUGGUGCAGGACAGAGAAGAGUCUCCAUGUCUCUGUAUGCUGAGGGAUGGUGGUUCAGGUUGAAUAGUUCCAGUGGCUUGAAGGCAGUGUGGUGUAGGACAGGGUUUGGUUGGUGCUUCUAGGGACGUGGGAGCUGGUCCAGUUAUGGCUUUGUAAGUGAGUGUCAGUGUUUUAAAUCUGAUGUGAGCCACUUUAAGGAGCCAGUGGAGGAAACACUGCAGGAGGGUCAUGUGGGGGAACUUGAGGAGGUUGAAAACAAAUCGUGCAGCUGCAGGAGUUGUCAGGGUCUGAUGGCACAGAGGGGAAGGCCUGCCAGCAGCCAAAUGAAUUAGUGCUGACAUGAUUAGCUGACAGCUCUAGCAGCUGGGGAUGUCAACCCAGAACCAUCUCUUCAUGUGUCACAUUUGAAACGGAGGUGUUUGAUUUAGACACACAGCAAGUUUAAGUUUUCUGUUCAUCUCAUGUCUCAAGUUAAGGGAACACUUCAGCUAAGAAUACAAACAUGUUUGCUAAUUAUAGAUAUGUUAGGUUGCAGCUAGCACAAUAAUAUGACAUUGACAUCACGCUAACUGAUCUAUUUCUGUUUUUGCUCACUACUGGCCACUUUACUGAGUGGGUAUUGAGUUUCUUUAACCCAAGGUCACACUCUAUAGACUAUAAUGUAGCAUAGUGGCUUCAUGCUUAUUAUGGCAGUUUAGUCUAAAGAAUUCAAGCAUAAGGCUUCCCUUCAGUGACAUGCACACUGAGCUGCUUGAAGGUGAAUGUGAAAAAAUACCAAGCUGAUCAAAGGUGAGGGUUACGCAGACACUGGUGCUUUCGCAGAGUUUCAGCAUGCAAACAGGUAUAUGAGGUAAAAGUAAAAGUCUCUAAAAGCUACCAUGCAAUCAAGGGAAUGUCGUGAACAAGGACUGACAUGAAAGAUUUAUAGUCUAGUACACAUUCCUUCAGCGUCACUGUUGAUGUAUUUUUAUAUUAAAUUAUUAUUGUAUAGGCUAAUUAUCAAUGCAAUCUUCAUAACCACAUUGGUAAUUAUUAUUGACUGGUGUACUUGAGAAAAACACAUUUUAUUUAGUGUCAUUUAUUCAGGGUAACGCAUGACAAAUGUUUUAUAUCAUCAGUAUGUUUGAAUUGGUAGCAAGUUCCACUUGUCACAUGUACAAAUGUCCUGUGUCUGCCUCUAGAUAAGUUAUUUCACAAACCUUAUUAUGGGUUUGGGUUCUUUAAAAAGAAAUCAACCAAAAUCUGGUUUUGAAUGGUUCUACACUGUGAUUCAGUUCUAAGAAGGAAAUGGGCUGAAGCUAAGUGUUUAGUGAUUGCCAUAAUUUGAAUAAUACUUCUAUGGGGCAAGAUCAUUGCCACAAUCAUUCUGGUUGAGUUAUCUCAGGGGUUUAUCUAUAAUGCAGACCCACUUACUAAUGAGACCAAGGGAUUUGUUUCUGUUCUUUUAUCCUUUGGAUGAAAAGGAUAUUUGUUUUAUAAUUAGGUGAAAAUUCCUUGCUAUUACCCAUUGACUAAUAUGAAAUAUUAUUUUCAAGAUUGGUUAAUUUAAUGCUAUUUAAAAUGUUUUAUGUAAGUAUAUUUUUUUUAUAGAAAAAACAGUUCCUUUCGCUUUUUUUCUUCUUCUGAAGGAUGUAUGGAUGUCCGUUUGAGACUCUUACCAUUUCUGUAUUUGCUUUUAUCACUAUCACGAAGGAAAAAACCUCAUGUGUCUUCACUCAUGCUGAUAGUACUGUCCUCAUCUUUACACUACAAGGAUAAAUACGAGAGGAUCGUUAAAGAGUUGGAAUAUAACCCACUGUCUUUAAAAUGUCCCUCCAUAGUGCAAUUACUGGUCUGAAUGUCACUUGUAGUUUCUGAAAUAAAUGUGCCCGUGUAAGUA
Electrophorus electricus (electric eel) is the source of this 6984-nucleotide messenger RNA. RefSeq names its product RAS guanyl releasing protein 3 (calcium and DAG-regulated) (gene rasgrp3). The record is from RefSeq and is a predicted model, not a curated record. Gene Ontology annotation, biological process: Ras protein signal transduction. Gene Ontology annotation, cellular component: plasma membrane. Lineage: Eukaryota; Metazoa; Chordata; Actinopteri; Gymnotiformes; Gymnotidae. Gene Ontology annotation, molecular function: guanyl-nucleotide exchange factor activity; calcium ion binding.